This is a messenger RNA of Naegleria fowleri, 7149 nucleotides long. RefSeq lists its product as uncharacterized. The transcript is spliced from 2 exons. The record is from RefSeq and is a predicted model, not a curated record. Lineage: Eukaryota; Heterolobosea; Eutetramitea; Acrasida; Naegleriidae. Bases 1 to 7149 code for a protein of 2382 amino acids.
AUGACACUGGUGACCACGAGCAGCAAUAGUAGAAUUAGCACUACUGGCUUCUCCCUCUUUUCAUUUCCUCGAGUCAUGACUCAUUCCCAACCACAACAAGGACACGCUCGAGUUCCUUCCUUCACUUCGAGCUUUUGGGUCAUGAUGCUUUUAUCAAUCCUCAUCGUCUUCAUCAUCAACACCCACUCUCUCAAUAUUCAAUUUGUUCUUGCGACAACAAUCCCUCCCAAAUAUUCAAUCACAACCAUCGCAGGUGGUGGCAACACAGGUGCCAGCGACGCAACUUCCGUCGUGUUGAAUGGUCCUUCAGGAAUUAGUAUUGGGUCUGAUGGUGUUAUUUACUUUACAGAAAAGGGUAAUAAUCAAAUUCGUAAACUCAGUUUUGACUCGAACACUGGUACUUAUUCAAUUUCGACUUUUGAUACUUCCUCCCUCUCACCAGCCGUCGACACUCCCACUGGAAUUUUUGUGAAACAAGAUUCGGUCAACGGAGAUGUCAUUUAUUUUGCUGACAAUGGUCGAGUGACAAGUGUGGCAAAUGGUGUAGUCCAAACUAUUCAUGACAAAACCAGUGAUGCUAAUUUCAACCCAUCUGGCUUGUCAAUGAUCGGAGGCGAUCUCUAUGUAGCAGAUAGUGGUAAUCAAGUGAUUGACAAGUGGACAUCCAAUGUGUACAAUGUCUACGCUGGUUCAACUGGCACUGCAGGAUAUCAAGAUGCUGAUUUCUCGGCUGAUCCAGCUGCUGUUCAAUUUAACAACCCAGUGGGUGUUGCUACAACGAAUGAUGCAAAUCCCAUUCUAUAUGUGGCAGACAAGACCAACAAUAGAAUUAGAAAACUCUUCCAAUCGGCAAGCACUACUUUUGCAGGAAGUGGAUCUUCAACAAAUGAACAAAACGUUGCGAAUGCUGAUCCUUCGUUGGUGGAUCUUGUUGGUCCACUUGCUGUCUCUGUGGCACCUAAUGGAGAUGUCUAUCUCUCUACCAGCUCUCGAGUGUAUAUCAUUCAUGCAAAUACCCAAAAAAUUUCCACAGUCGCUGGAUCUGGAACAUCAGGAGAUGGUUCCGCUUUAGGAGCAACCCUGAGCUCACCUGAAGGUAUUGCCGUGUCAUCGGAUGGAAAAUCAAUUUUCAUUGCUGACACUGGAAACAAUCUGAUUCGUAAAAUUUCUUUGGAUUAUUGUGAGAGUGGUUAUGUUUUUGAUAGCACCAACUCUGUUUGUGUACCUGUAUGUUAUGGUCUCCCUCAAAACGACAGCAAGGUCUGUAACGGAAAUGGAGCAUGUAUUGCACCAAAUUUCUGUCAAUGUGACCUCACUCAUGGUGGAUUGAAUUGUUCAAUUCCUAUGUGUUAUGGAUAUUAUGCGAACGACACUAAUAAUGUUUGUAAUGGUCGUGGAGAAUGUACUGAUGUUGACAGGUGCGUAUGCAGCACUAAUUAUGGCGGCAACCAGUGUCAAUUAGCAAGAUGUAAUGGUAUAUUGGCAGAUAAUCCCUCAACGGUUUGUAAUGGUCGCGGCUCUUGCAACGAUGUUGAUGUUUGUCUCUGCAACAAUGGUUAUGGUGGAAAAUUCUGUGAUUUAGUCAAAUGCAACAAUAUUCUUUCCAAUGAAACUUCAACAGUGUGUAGUGGAAGAGGAUCAUGUGAUGAUGUUGACACUUGUCGAUGUCAUGCUGGAUAUGGAGGUCCAUUUUGUGAACUUGCCAAAUGCUACAAUAUUCUUUCAAAUGAAACGACAACUGUUUGUAGUGGAAGAGGAUCAUGUAACGAUGUGGACGCCUGUGUCUGUAAUAAUGGAUUCGGUGGUCAAUUCUGUCAACUUGCCAAAUGUAAUGGUAUUCUUGCUAAUGAAACAACAACAGUUUGCAAUGGUAGAGGAUCAUGCAAUGAAGUCGAUACUUGUAAUUGCGUCGAUGGCUUUGGAGGACAAUUUUGCCAACUCGCCAAGUGCAAUGGUACUUUGGCCAAUGAAACAUCAACUGUUUGCAGUGCCCGUGGCUCCUGUAACGAGUUGAAUGUGUGUGUCUGUCACGAAGGCUAUGGUGGAGAAUUUUGUGAAUUGGCAAAAUGCAAUGGAACUUUGGCCAAUGAAACAUCCAUGGUGUGCAGCGGAAGAGGUUCAUGCAACAACGUCGACGUUUGUGUUUGUAGUGAAGGAUUUGAUGGCCAAUUUUGUGAACUCGCUAAAUGUAAUGGAACUUUGGCCAAUGAAACCUCAGUGGUUUGCAACUCUCAUGGUUCUUGCAAUGAGGUAGACACAUGUGUCUGUCAUGAUGGUUAUGGAGGAAAAUUCUGUGAAUUUGCUAAAUGCAAUGGAGCUUUGGCUAAUGAAACUUCCACCGUGUGUGCUGGUCGUGGCUCUUGUAAUGAAAUUAAUGUUUGCGUCUGCCAUGAAGGUUAUGGAGGAGAAUUUUGUGAACUGGCAAAAUGUAAUGGCAUAUUGUCCAAUGAAACUUCAGUUGUGUGCAAUGGAAGAGGACCCUGCAAUAAUGUCGAUACUUGUAUUUGCAACAAUGGCUAUGGUGGAAAAUUCUGUGAAUUGGCUAAAUGUAAUGAAACUCUCGCCAAUGAAACGUCAACGGUAUGCAGUGGACGUGGAUCAUGCAACGACGUGGAUGUUUGCCUCUGCAAUAACGGAUACGGUGGUCAAUUUUGUCAAAUCGCUAAAUGUAAUGGUACCUUAGCAAACGAAACCUCAGUGGUUUGUAGUGGAAGAGGAUCUUGCAAUGAUGUCAAUGUCUGUGUUUGUAACUCUGGAUUUGGUGGUCAAUAUUGCGAAUUAGCCACUUGCAAUGGAACUUUAGCAAAUGAAACUUCAAGUGUGUGUAGUGGUCAUGGCUCUUGUAACGAAGUUGAUGUUUGUGUCUGUAACAAUGGUUACGGAGGAAAAUUCUGUGAACUCGCCACAUGUAACAAUAUUCUUGCUAAUGAAACGGUGUGUAGUGGAAGAGGAUCUUGCAAUGACGUGAAUGUCUGUGCUUGCUCCGUAGGAUACGGAGGUCAAUUCUGUGAAUUGGCAAAAUGUAAUGGUACUUUGGCAAACGAGACGUUGAGUAUUUGCACCGGAAGAGGUUCCUGUAAUGACGUUGAUGUUUGUGUCUGUAACAAUGGUUUUGGUGGAAAAUUCUGUGAACUCGCCAAGUGCAAUGGAACCUUAGCUAAUGAAACUUCUACUGUUUGUAGCGGUCGUGGAUCUUGUAAUGACCUUAAUACUUGCGUUUGCAACAAUGGAUUCGGUGGUGAAUUUUGUGAAUUAGCCAAGUGCAAUGGUACUUUGGCCAAUGAAACAUCGAUAGUUUGCAGUGGAAGAGGUUCAUGUAAUGAUGUGAAUCUAUGCGUUUGUAACUCUGGAUUUGGUGGUCAAUAUUGUGAGUUUGCCAAGUGUAAUGGAACUUUGGCCAAUGAAACAUCAACUGUUUGCAGUGCCCGUGGCUCCUGUAACGAGUUGAAUGUGUGUGUCUGUCACGAAGGCUAUGGUGGAGAAUUUUGUGAAUUGGCAAAAUGCAAUGGAACUUUGGCCAAUGAAACAUCCAUGGUGUGCAGCGGAAGAGGUUCAUGCAACAACGUCGACGUUUGUGUUUGUAGUGAAGGAUUUGGUGGUCAAUUUUGUGAACUCGCUAAAUGUAAUGGAACUUUGGCCAAUGAAACAUUGAGUGUUUGCAGCGGAAGAGGUUCAUGUAAUGGCAUUGACAUUUGUGUUUGCCAUGUUGGAUUUGGUGGUCAAUAUUGUGAACUCGCCAAGUGCAAUGGAACCUUAGCUAAUGAAACUUCUACUGUUUGUAGCGGUCGUGGAUCUUGUAAUGACCUUAAUACUUGUGUUUGCAACAAUGGAUUUGGUGGUGAAUUUUGUGAGUUUGCCAAGUGCAAUGGUACUUUGGCCAAUGAAACAUCGAUAGUUUGCAGUGGAAGAGGAUCUUGCAAUGAUGUCAAUGUCUGUGUUUGUAACUCUGGAUUUGGUGGUCAAUUUUGUGAAUUGGCAAAAUGUAAUGGAACUUUGGCAAACGAAACUUCAAGUGUAUGCUUUGGACGUGGAUCUUGCAACAAUUUGGACGUCUGUGUCUGCCAUGUUGAAUUUGGUGGUCAAUUUUGUGAACUUGCCAAGUGCAAUGGAACCUUAGCUAAUGAAACUUCAGUCGUCUGUAGUGGUCGUGGAUCCUGUAAUGAUGUAGACACAUGUGUUUGCAAUGAAAGAUAUGGAGGAAAAUUCUGUGAACUCGCCAAGUGUAAUGGUACUCUCGCCAAUGAAACCUCCAUUGUUUGCAGUGGAAGAGGAUCCUGCAAUGAUAUUGAUACUUGUGUUUGCAACAAUGGAUUUGGUGGACAAUGGUGUGAAUUGGCAAAAUGCAAUGGAACUUUGUCGAAUGAAACUUUGUCCGUGUGUAGUGGCCGUGGAUCUUGCAACCAUGUGGAUGUGUGCGUUUGUCAAAAUGGAUAUGGUGGUCAAUUUUGUGAACUCGCAUUUUGCAAUGGUACCUUAGCAAACGAAACUUCAAUGGUUUGCAGUGGAAGAGGAUCGUGUAAUGACGUCAAUGUUUGUGUUUGCAAUUCUGGAUACGGAGGUAAAUAUUGUGAACUCGCCAAAUGUAAUGGAACUCUGGCCAAUGAAACUUCAACAGUAUGCAGUGGUCGUGGGUCUUGCAAUGGUGUGGACGUAUGUGUCUGUCACGAAGGAUAUGGAGGUCCAUUCUGUGAAUUGGCAAAAUGCAAUGGUACUCUGGCAAACGAAACAUCCACUGUUUGCAGUGGAAGAGGUUCAUGCAAUGAUGUGAACGUUUGUGUUUGUAGUGACGGAUUUGGUGGUCAAUUUUGUGAACUCGCUAAAUGUAAUGGAACCUUAGCUAAUGAAACAUCAACGGUUUGCAGUGGCCGUGGAUCAUGCAACCAUGUGGAUGUUUGUGUCUGUAACGAUAAUUUUGGAGGAAAAUUCUGUGAACUCGCUAAAUGUAACAAAACGAUUUCAAAUGAGACAUUUAUUGUCUGCAGCGGACGUGGAUCAUGCAAUGAUGUGGAUGUUUGUGUUUGUAAUCAUGGAUUUGGAGGAGUAUUUUGUGAACUCGCAUUUUGUAAUGGAACUUUAGCCAAUGAGACAUCGACAGUCUGCAGUGGACAUGGUUCCUGCAAUGAUGUCAAUGUAUGCGCCUGUAGAACUGGAUUUGGUGGAGAAUUUUGUGAACUCGCUAAAUGCAAUGGAACUUUGGCUAAUGAAACAUCAACAGUAUGCAGUGGUCGUGGAUCAUGCAACAACGUCGACGUUUGUGUUUGCAGUGAAGGAUUUGGUGGCCAAUUUUGUGAGCUUGCUAAAUGCAAUGGAACUCUGGCCAAUGAAACCUCUACGGUUUGCAGUGGACAUGGUUCAUGCAGCAAUGUCGAUGUUUGUGUUUGCAAUUCUGGAUACGGAGGUAAAUAUUGUGAACUCGCCAAGUGCAAUGGAACCUUAGCCAACGAAACUUCAGUAUGCAGUGGAAAGGGACAAUGUCAAUCGUUUGAUCUUUGUGUGUGUAAUAAUGGAUAUGGAGGACAAUUCUGUGAAUUUGUCAAAUGUAAUGGUACUUUGCAAAACGAAACCGCAUUGGUUUGUAAUGGACAUGGUUCAUGUGAUGAUGUCAAUGUUUGUCGAUGUUCUGCAAACUGGGGAGGUCCAUUCUGUCAAUAUCCAAAAUGUAAUGGUAUUUUGCAAAACGAAACAUCAACAGUUUGUAGUGGACAUGGUUCUUGUGACGAUGUUGAUGUCUGUAGAUGUGACUUGAAUUAUACAGGACCCUACUGUCAAUAUCCAAAAUGUAAUGACAUUCCUUCGAACGAAACUUCAACUGUUUGCUCCAAUCAUGGUACUUGUCAAGGUGUGAAUCAAUGUGUCUGCUCGUCGAAUUGGGGAGGUCCAAUUUGUCAAUAUCCAAAAUGUAAUGGCACUUUGCAAAACGAAACGACAGUGUGUAGUGGAAGAGGAUCAUGUGAUGAUGUUGACACUUGCCGAUGUCAUGCUGGAUAUGGAGGUCCAUUUUGUGAACUUGCCAAAUGCAAUGGAAUUCUCUCCAUUGAGACCAAUGUUUGUAGUGGACAUGGUUCAUGUGAUGAGAUUGAUGUUUGUCGUUGCAAUUCCAAUUAUGCUGGACCUUACUGUCAAUAUCCAAAAUGUAAUGGAAUUCCAUCCAAUGAAACCUCCACCGUCUGCUCAGGACAUGGUACUUGUAGCUCUCCAGAUGUGUGUUCAUGCAGCUCUGGAUGGUAUGGAAACAAGUGUCAAGUACCUAUGUGUGCUGGUCAAUUAGCCAACACGUCACAAGUGUGUAAUUAUGGAAAUGGUACCUGUCAAACACCAGGAGAUUGUUCAUGUCAUUCAGGAUGGACUGGUUCUGAUUGUUCAACUCCAAUUUGUUAUGGACGAACUCCUUCAGAACAAGCUUGCUCAGGUCGAGGUACUUGUCUUUUGAACAAUACUUGUGUCUGUCCUUUGAAAUACGAUGGUUUGGAAUGUCAAUUACACAAGUGUUACAAUGUGUUGAAUUCAUCCUCGAGUGUUUGUUCAGGAAAUGGAAAAUGUGUGGAUAGUGAUCAAUGCUCAUGCAAUUCUGGAUAUGUGGGAUCAAAUUGUCAAUUGUUAUACCUUUCUUCAAUCUCUUUGCAAUUUAACACUACCAAAGGACAAGUUCAAAAUUCUCAAGCUUCUCUUCAAUUAAGCAUUAACGAUGCUCAAUUCUCCACGUAUUACUUGUCAGCAGGUCGAACUGUGAGUGCUAAAUUUACUUUGCAAUUGAAUGGAAAUCUAGUUACAACCAUCAAUAAGGACAUGUCUACUUCCAAGUUAGAAUUCCUAGUUCCAUCCUACGACUCGAAUGGUACUUUGACUGCAUUCGUCGAAUUCACAGACACAGCCACAAAUGUGAAAAUUUCAGACAAAGUUUCAUCUCUUAAUUCCUUAAUUUUGGACAGUGUUUCCGUGAACGAUAAAAAGACAGAAGAUGGAGGUGGUAAUGGUGGAGCGGUCGCUGCUGCCGUUAUUGUUCCAAUUGUGGUCAUUGGAGGAGUUGCUGCUGUGGCUGCAGGUGUGAUUGGAUUUGUGGCAUUCAAGAUGAAGGCAGCUGCUGCAGCAAAGGCCACAACGAUCACACACGCUCAACACUAUGACUUUGAAUUGGCAGAAGGAUUUUAA